Molecule: messenger RNA, 1715 nt
Organism: Prorocentrum cordatum
Lineage: Eukaryota; Dinophyceae; Prorocentrales; Prorocentraceae
Source: the annotation of a GenBank genome assembly
GUGAGCCGGCACUUCCGCGAGCACGUGGGCCUCUCCAUCGUGGUUGGCACGGCGGUGCCGUGCCCGCAGGGCUACCAUCGGGAGCCGAGCGGCAGGGAGUGGCCCGCGGGCCCCAGCAUAGGGGAGCGCACGUUGAGCGGCAUGGUGCAGGACGUGGAGCUAGGGGGGCAGAGGCGGGCGGCCGCGGGGAGCGGCGCGGCCGGCCUGGCGGCAAGAGGACCGCAGAGUGGGGCUUCGGCGGGCUGUACGCGUUCCUGAACAGCACGGACAACAGUCCCGGGGCCAAGGGGCCCGUGGAGGCAGAGGUGAUGGUUCUUGAGGGCUGCCUCGAGGACCGGCUGUCGCUCACCUUCACAGUCAUACUCCUCCGCUCCGGCUCGAUGGGCCGGCUCGUGGUGCGGUCGCGCAGCCCGGCGACGGCGCCGCACCUGGACUACCGGCCCCUGAGCCACGCCGGGGACCUCGAGGCCAUCGCCGGGGUCGUCAGGCUGCUGUACACGAAGUUCGAGCUCAGCGCCAGCCCCGAGUGGGACACCGUCGCGGACUUCUGGCAGCUCGCCAAGUGGAUCCGGAGUAACCUGUACUAUCCAGUUGCGCUGCCGCGCGAGUUCGUCACCGCGCCCAGCGCGGUGGCGGACUACUCGCACCCCUACGGCACCUGCCGCAUCGGCCGCGAGGGCGCCCCCGGCGUGGUGGACUCGCGCCUCCGCGUCGCGGGCGUGCGCGGGCUGCGCGUGGCGCUUGCCGCGCGGUUCGCGCUGGAGGACUGGGCGGCAGAGUCCGGCGGCGGCGCGGCCGCCGCGGGGCGGGCCCGCGAGGGAGGCCCGUCGCUGCCGCUGCGGGGCUACGCGGGCGUGGCCCUGCCCCUGCGCGGCCUGGGCACGAACGGCUUCGAGGGCCAGCGAGCGGUGGAAGCAGUGCUGCGAUUCCUGCGGGCGGGGGGGCGGCACAUCGACACCGGCCUGCUCUACAACAACCACGCGAGCAUCCGGGCGGCGCUCGCCCGCAGCGGGGUCGGGAGGGAGAACAUCUUCAUAACCAGCAAGAUCCCACCCACGGAGAUGGGGCUGGAGGAGGCGGGCGCCGCGGUGGACCGGAUGGUGGAGGAGCUCGGCACCUACGUGGACCUCGUGUUGAUCCAUUGGCCGGCGAACUUCGACGACCAAGCCGUGGUCCCAGCGUGCGCACGCCCUCCCGGGUCUUGGGCUGCCUGUCGCCUCGCCACGUGGCUCGCCAUGGAGCGGGCCUUGCGGGCAGGCAAGGCGCGCGCGCUGGGCGUGUCCAACUUCGGCGUGAGGCACCUCGGCGAGCUCCUCGACGCCAGGAGCCGCACGAUGCACGUGGCCGUCAACCAGGUCGAGUUCCACCCGUGGUGGCCGCAGCAGGCGCUGCGCAAGCUGUGCGCGCAGCGGCAGGUCGCCCUGGUGGCGUACGGCUCCCUGGGCGGCUCGCUGAUCGGGGGCGCCAUGCUCCGCGCGCCGGCCGUCGCCAAGGUGGCCGCGGAGAGGCGGAAGAGCCCGGCGCAGGUGCUGCUCCGGUGGGCGGUGCAGCAGGGCGUGGCAGUGGUGCCGUCGGCCUCCUCCGAGGGGCACCUCGCGGAGAACCUGGACGUCGUCGGCUGGGAGCUGGGCGCGGCGGAGAUGGCCGCCGUCGGCGCGGUCGCGCCCGGCGACCGCAUGCGCGUCUUCCUCCCGGACCCGGAGAACGCACCGUGA